AGAAAGCUCACCUGAGUGUCUGGGAGCGCGAAUAUCGGCUGUUGUCUAGAGUAGUUCAUGUUCAGUUGCCAACGGGUCUUGAUUCCGUUGAGACUGUCGAAAACUUGUCUGCCUUGUUUAAUUAAAGAAAAGUUGGAUGAAACAUUUAUUUACAACUGCCUUCCUGUGAAACGCCAUGGAUUGUACAGCAAUUCGCGGAAGAUCCACCUCUCGCAGAGAUAAAUGGCCGAGGCAAUGUGCCGCCGCUGUAACAAAGCACACGACAGUGUGGCUCGUUCACGGAUUUCUUCUGGCUCUUUCUAUCAGCCAAUUCGUAGGACAAACACGUGCAGAACGGAUCGAGGGCAUGUACGAGAAACAACGCUACGAUGGAUGGUACAACAACUUGGCACAUCCCGAAUGGGGAUCUGUUGACAGCCAUUUGACACGCAAAGUGCCAGCAACUUACUCCGACGGUGUCUACAUGAUGGGAGGAGUUAAUCGGCCUAAUCCAAGAAAGUUAAGCGAACUCUUCAUGAAAGGACCUGAUGGACUUGGCUCAGUCAUGAACCGCACCGCCUUGUUCGCUUUUUUCGGACAACUGGUGACCUCUGAGAUCUUAAUGGCCAGCGAGUCCGGUUGCCCUAUUGAGAUGCACAAGAUCGAUAUCGAAAAGUGUGACGAAAUGUACGAUGCGGAAUGCACAGGUCAGAAGUUUAUGCCGUUUCACCGUGCCUGGUACGAUCACAAAACAGGACAGAGCCCCAACAGUCCACGAGAACAGAUAAACCGGAUGACGAGUUGGAUUGAUGGCAGUUUUGUCUACAGCACCAGUGAGGCGUGGGUAAAUGCGAUGCGAUCGUUCAAGAAUGGAACUUUCAAAUCUGGCGAAUCAGAAGGCAUGCCCCCUCGAAACCAUGAUCGCGUGCCCAUUUUUACUGCCCCGGCGCCACACAUUAUGCGCAUGGCUAAUCCCGAGAAAAUGCUUCUGUUGGGAGAUCCACGAACUAAUCAGAACCCGGCUAUCCUUGCAAUCGGUAUCGUCUUCUUCCGAUACCACAACGUGAUUGCGAGUAGAAUCGAAGCAGAACAUCCACAAUGGUCGGAUGAGGAAAUCUUCCAAAGAGCUCGCCGUAUAGUAGUCGCCGUGUUGCAAAACAUCGUCAUGUACGAGUAUUUACCGGCGCUCAUCGGCGAAUCGCUUGGCGAAUAUGAAGGAUAUAAAGCGGAUAUUCAUCCCGGCAUUAGCCAUGUCUUCCAGAGUGCAGCCUUCCGUUUCGGCCACACAAUGAUCCCACCGGGGCUCUAUCGCCGUGACGGUCAAUGCAACUUCAAGAACGGACCGAAUGAAACGCCCGCCAUCCGGCUCUGUUCGGCUUGGUGGGACGCGGUCGAAAUUCUGGUCAACAAUUCGGUCGAAGAAUUCAUCCUGGGCAUGGCGUCGCAGCUGGCCGAACGCGAGGACAGUUUUCUUUGCUCAGACGUACGCAACAAACUGUUCGGCCCCAUGGAAUUCUCUCGUCGGGACUUGGGCGCGCUUAAUAUUAUGCGCGGUCGAGAUACAGGCCUACCGGAUUACAACACGGCGCGGCGCAGCUUCCGCCUCGAUCCAGUUACCAACUGGACGGAUAUAAACCCAGCGCUGGCUGUGCAACAACCGGAUCUUUUCCCGAAACUGGCUGCUCUCUACAACAAUGAUUUGUCCAACGUCGACGUCUACAUCGGCGGCAUGCUUGAAUCGACUAACGGGCCGGGACCUCUUUUCUCUGCAGUUAUCAAAGAGCAAUUGGGGCGGAUCCGUGACGCGGACCGCUUUUGGUUCGAAAACACCGACAAUGGCAUGUUUACGGCCAGCGAGGUGGAAGAGAUCCGCAAAACGACGUUCACCGACGUCAUUCGCAGUACGAUGAAUAUCAGCGAGGGGGAGAUCCAGAAGAACGUCUUUUUCUUCCGCGAGGGUGACCCGUGUCCGCAGCCCAGUCAGUUGAACGCAUCAACAUUGACGCCCUGCAACUUCUUGGCCGGCUACGACUAUUUUGCCGGAAGCGAGGUGCCUUACAUUUACGGCUGCUUGCUGUUGGCCUUCGUGCCAAUUAUAGCGGCCGGCGCCGGUUACGGCGUCGUCAAACUGCAAAAUUCGAAGCGUCGUCGUCUGAAGGCGCGCCGCGAAGAAAACAACAACGGCAAAUCGGUGGACAAGAUGGUGGUCAAGGAGUGGCUGCACCUCAACCACAAGCGACUAGUGAAGGUGAAAUUCGGCCCCGAGGAGGCGUUUUACACGGUGAACCGCAAAGGCGAGAAACUGCGCAAAGUCAACUUCAAAGGCGUCGAGCUGUUGACGGUCGAGGUGACGCAGGACUCCCGCAAGAAGCCGAUGCUGCUGGUGCGCGUGCCGCGCGACUACGACCUGGUGCUCGAGUUCGACUCGAACACAUCUCGUAAGCGUUUCCUGCACAAGUUGGAAACAUUCCUCACCAGUCACAAGAAACACCUGGAACAAAUACCAACCUACCGCGAGCAGAUGUUGUCCAACGCGGAGACGCGAGAGCGCCGCGAGAAACGGCUGGAACAUUUUUUCCGCGAAGCUUACGCCUUGACGUUUGGCCUCAAGCCGGGCGAGAAGCGCAAGAUGGAAGAAGUGACAGGCGACGUCAUCAUGGUGAUGCGCACCUCGUUGUCGCGCAACGAGUUCGCCAGCGCGCUCGGCAUGAAGGGCGACGACGUCUUCGUCAAGAUGAUGUUCAACAUUGUCGACAAGGACGGCGAUGGUCGCAUUUCGUUCCAGGAGUUUUUGGAUACGGUAGUCCUCUUUUCGAAGGGACGCACCGAGGACAAGUUACGCAUCAUUUUCGACAUGUGCGAUAACGAUCGUAACGGCGUCAUCGAUAAAGGGGAACUUUCGGAGAUGCUGCGCUCACUGGUAGAAAUCGCGCGCACGAACAACAGUCUGAACGACGACCAAGUGACGGAGCUGAUGGAUGGCAUGUUCCAAUCUGCUGGAUUGGAACAUAAAGACGCCCUGACCUACGACGACUUCAAGCUGAUGAUGCGCGAGUAUCGCGGCGACUUCAUAGCCAUCGGGCUCGACUGCAAAGGUGCCAAGCAGAACUUCUUGGACACGUCGACUAACGUGGCCCGUAUGACCAGCUUCCACAUCGAUGCGGUCCAGGAGCGCCACCGACACACUCUGCUGCGCAAAUGGGACGAAUUGACCACCUUCCUCGAGGAGAACCGUCAAAACAUUUUCUACUUGUUCGUCUUCUACGUGGUGACGAUUGCGCUCUUCGUUGACCGCUUCAUCCACUACUCUUUCAUGUCCGAGCACACCGAUCUGCGCCACAUAAUGGGAGUUGGUAUUGCCAUCACGCGAGGCUCCGCUGCCGCCCUCUCGUUCUGCUACAGCCUCCUGUUGUUGACCAUGUCUCGCAACCUGCUGACCAAACUGAAGGAGUUCUCCAUCCAGCAGUAUAUCCCACUCGAUGCCCACAUCCAGUUUCACAAGAUAUGCGCCUUGACAGCCUUUUUUUUCUCCUUGCUGCACACGGUCGGCCACGUUGUCAAUUUUUACCACGUCUCGACGCAACCUGUGGAACACCUGCGUUGCCUCUCCAAAGAGCUGAGUCUGCCCAGCGACUUCAAGCCCACCAUCACCUACUGGCUCUUCCAGACGCUGACUGGUUUGACGGGCGUGCUCCUCUUUGUCGUUAUGAUCAUCAUCUUCGUCUUCGCUCACCCCGUGAUCCGGAAGAAGGCCUACAACUUUUUCUGGAUGACUCACAGCCUUUACGUUGUCCUGUACAUCCUGUCCAUCCUUCACGGGCUAGGCCGGCUCACAGCUUCGCCUGCCUUCUGGCUCUUCUUCAUCGGUCCGGCAAUCAUCUACACCCUGGACAAGAUCAUCAGCCUGCGCACCAAAUUCAUGGGCUUGGAUAUUAUCGAGACGGUGCUACUGCCAUCCGACGUUCUCAAGGUGAAAUUCUACCGGCCGCCCAAUUUUAAGUAUCUCUCGGGCCAGUGGAUCCGACUUUCAUGCACCGGAGUUACGCCCAAGGAGUUCCAUUCGUUCACACUCACAUCGGCGCCCCACGAGAAUUUCCUGUCUUGCCACAUCAAGGCGCAAGGGCCAUGGACGUGGAAGCUGCGCAACUACUUCGAUCCGAGCAACUUCAACCCCAAGGAGAUGGAUCCUAAAAUCCAGCUGGACGGCCCGUUUGGUGGCGGAAAUCAGGAUUGGUACAAGUUCGAGGUGGCCGUCAUGGUUGGCGGCGGCAUCGGAGUCACACCCUAUGCAUCGAUCCUCAACGACUUGGUCUUCGGUACGUCGACCAACCGCUAUUCGGGCGUGGCUUGCAAGAAAGUCUACUUCUUGUGGACGUGCCCGUCGCAUCGUCACUUUGAGUGGUUCAUCGACGUGCUGCGCGACGUCGAACGCAAGGAUGUCACCAACGUUCUGGAGAUGCACAUCUUCAUCACGCAGUUCUUCCACAAGUUUGAUUUGCGCACCACCAUGCUCUACAUUUGCGAGAACCAUUUUCAGCGCAUCUCGAAGCGCAGUAUGUUCACCGGCCUGAAAGCGGUGAAUCACUUUGGCCGUCCCGACAUGACAUCGUUCCUCAAAUUCGUUCAGAAGAAGCACAGUUACGUUAGCAAGAUAGGCGUCUUCAGUUGCGGUCCUCGACCUUUGACCAAAUCCAUCAUGAGCGCUUGCGAGGAAGUCAACCAGGGUCGCAAACUGCCCUAUUUUAUCCACCAUUUCGAGAAUUUUGGUUAAACAUCGAAGAAGAAAGAACUUGUCGCUGCGAUCUGUUCAUCGUGUGAUUGAAAUGUUAUCUCGGCGCCUUCUUCGUCUGACGGACACUCUUCUUUUCUCGCUCUUUUACGGCCUUUUUGUCAGUUUUUUUUUUUCUCUCUUUUCCAGAUAAUUUGUUCGUCAUCUAUCUCUACUGCAUUUCUUUCGCUUCCGUGAAUUAUAUCGUAUUUUUUUUUUUUUUGUAACGUAUUUCGUUUUGCUCCAAGGGUCGUCAGCGUGAUCGACUUGUCAUCCCCCCAUUCACGCUCUUGGUUUUGGUUACCACGUUUUUCUUCGGGAAAUUGAAGUGAAAAGGCAGGGAACUAGAUGUUGUCUUUCGGUCAUAAACGUGGGAGCGGGCCAGCCUUACACUAAACUAUUAUUCAAAGAAUCUGUAUGAAGCUGAAAUUGUUUCUGUCAAAGGGCCGGCAUUAGACUACUGAGCAUAAUUAUAUGGUUCUCGCAGACGCAUUUGAUGAACAGUUCAAGUUCGAUAAGCUUCCUGCCAAACCCUCAACUUUCAAUAAAAAUUUUUAUUUUCAUUGAUCUGCUCCGCUGCAGAACACUGACUGUCAACAGAUGAGUAUCUUUUGUACCCCUCGUAAUUUAUGAGUUGUACUCUGUCAGAUAGUCUAGAAGGAACUGCGGAAAUUGAAAGUAAAUGUGAAACUAUUAUUUAUCGGGCGUGGCAGAUCAGUUUUUGCGUUCGUCAAUCGUACAGAAAUGUUAUAUAUAAUGUCAUUGUAAUGUCAGUGGCUGCCACCAGGGAGCAGGCAUGCACAACGGUUGUGGAAAAUUUUGAAUCUUAUCCAGAAAAUUCUAUUCGUCCAAGGUUUUCGUCAACAGAAGUUGUUCAUAUUGCUGUAGUUUGGUGUUGUUGGCAUUCGCAUAUUGGAUGAAUGUUGCAUCACAAUUUAGUGUCUACUGUCUAAGUUAAUAAAGGAAAAAUGAAUAAAAGUUAACAAAUGUGCUCCGAAGUCUGGAUGGGGAACAUGAGAUGGGUAAAGCAUUCCGAGUCGGGAUAUGUCCAAUCAGCUGCACCCGUGUCAAAUUUCUUCCCAUUCUUGACGUCUUGACUAACAAAUAAACUGGCACUGAGGAUACUGCAAA
This is a messenger RNA of Daphnia magna, 5878 nucleotides long. It is a transcript of the gene Duox, whose product is annotated as dual oxidase. The coding region runs from base 176 to 4750 and encodes 1524 amino acids. The transcript is spliced from 9 exons. Gene Ontology annotation, molecular function: calcium ion binding; peroxidase activity; heme binding. Gene Ontology annotation, biological process: response to oxidative stress; defense response; superoxide anion generation. Lineage: Eukaryota; Metazoa; Arthropoda; Branchiopoda; Diplostraca; Daphniidae. The record is from RefSeq and is a predicted model, not a curated record. Gene Ontology annotation, cellular component: NADPH oxidase complex; plasma membrane.